Messenger RNA from Aspergillus wentii DTO 134E9, 1804 nucleotides. It is a transcript of the gene cp9, whose product is annotated as putative serine carboxypeptidase. Lineage: Eukaryota; Fungi; Ascomycota; Eurotiomycetes; Eurotiales; Aspergillaceae. The record is from RefSeq and is a predicted model, not a curated record. Gene Ontology annotation, cellular component: trans-Golgi network. Bases 221 to 1804 code for a protein of 527 amino acids. Gene Ontology annotation, biological process: proteolysis; apoptotic process. The transcript is spliced from 2 exons. Gene Ontology annotation, molecular function: serine-type carboxypeptidase activity.
GUUCUUGCUAUUGAGAUCAACUUCUGGAUAGCUUCAGGUUCAUUCAUUCGAUAAUAACGAUCACCUCAAUAACAUUCGACCUUCCAUGGCUCAUCCAAGCAUUUCUUUCAGCACAAGAGGAUAUCAUGGACUUUUUCAAGACAAAAGAAUGGAUUAUUAUCCUUUAGUCGUCUUCUCUUUUGAUACUUGACUGAAGCAAUUCCCAACUACCACGCACAAAAUGAUGAAUAUCGCUGGCAUUUUGUCAUUCUUCCAUGCUGCAUUAGCUAUACCCAUGAUCGCUAGGUCGCUUUUGACCUCACCGUCUGAUAUUUCUCAGUUCGAGGUCCAUUCGCUGCCUGAUGGUCCUUCUCUGGGCCCCAGCUGGGCUGGCCGGCUUCCUGUCCCGAACACGGAGGAGGGCAAUUCGAUGUUCUUUUGGCUCUUUGAGACAGAGGACCUUGACUACGACGAUCAUCUAAUUAUUUGGCUCAACGGCGGGCCUGGCUGCUCGUCUCUGAUCGGAUUGACGACAGGGAAUGGCCCCGUUUCUUUCGAUGGAAACUCGACUCGUCUCAUACAGAAUCCAAACUCCUGGACAAAGCUAGGCCAUGUUCUCUAUGUCGACCAGCCCGUGGGGACGGGUCUGUCGACCGCAAGCGCACCGAACCCCGUCACCAACAAUGAUCGAGUCGUAUCUGAUUUUUACAGCUGGCUUCAAAAUUUCUUCUCCAAUUUCCCUCAUCUACAGAAAAAGCAGGUUCAUCUGAUGGGAGAGUCAUAUGCAGGGAUUUACAUCCCAUAUUUCGCAUCUGCCAUCGUCGACAACCAGGAUUCCUCCCCCAUUAAUCUCCGGUCAAUGUCAAUGGGCGAUGGAACCUGGGGCAACGCUGCCGCUAGUUCAUUCGUCACAACAGGUGCUUAUCUGAAAUCUCAAAGCUCCUUGCUCCAGAUACCUGAUGAUAUUAUAUCGGCCUUCGCCAAAGCGGAUGAGAUCUGUGGCUUCGACUCCGUCAUGGAGCAUGCAAACACAUUUCCUCCCAAGGGCAAAAUCACCAUCCCCGGGGAUCCAGAGGGCAUGAACUAUAAACGGCACCGUCGCAGCCAGGGCUCUAUCUUGAGCGAUACAUGCAACACCCAUCCUACCACGGAAGAUGGAGUACUGUCAUCCAUCCUAAAUUCCACCUGUCAGGGACCAUGCGCCACCUUUUCCACCGCCAUGGAUUACCUGAACACCGUGUCUGCCUCUGGCGUGGGCAAGGAAUGCUUCGACGUCUACGACAUCAAAAAUGACUGUAACACAAUCGACCCGUUUCACCUGCUGGCCUCGUAUUUCAGCCGUGCAGAUGUCCAAACCACAUUGAACGCUCUUCCUCCUGACAGCGACAGUGGCGAUGCCACUCUGUUCAGUGCCUGCAGUGACGACAUCCUCCAAACCCUUGUCUCCGUCGCAGUUCCACCCACUCCACCGGCGUACUCCAUUCUCCCAUCACUGGUCACGUCGCAUAACCUUGCCCUGCACAUCUAUUCUGGCGACCAUGACAUGCUGAUCAACCAUCUUGGCACCGAACUAUGUCUUCAAAACAUGACCUGGCGCGGGGCGCAGGGCUUUUCCCAAAAGCCGAGCCGCGUGUUCUUCACCGAUAAUGCUACCCCUGCUAAUCUGGCCAUGCAGAACAAUGGCGACGGCCUUGCCGAGGCAGGGAUCUGGGCCUCAGAGCGCGGAGUUUCUUUCCAUCUUUUCCGAGAUGCAGGUCAUAGUGUGUUCAUUGAUAAGCCGCGUGAGAUGUUCGCAUAUGUGAGGGAUGUUGUUGUCCGGGGCUGA